AUGUCGAAUUAUAGUAAUUGUAGGGACUCAUAUGUACAAUAUCAACAUCUUGCAAAAUCACAUAAUGUUUUGUACCAUGAAUGGAUGGACGAUAAUGCAUUGCCAACACCAGAUCAAAUAUUACGAAAUUUACCUCAUAGAUCUCAUGGAAGUGACAGUGCAGUUGACGAUCAGGAUGAUAUGACUGUUCCAGCCGGGACUUCUGUAGAUAAUGACAUGGAAGAUAAUGUAGGCUUUACGGUCUCUGACAAAUAUUGGGAUUUCUUUUGCGAUGAUGAGCAAUGGGAAAUAUUUCAUAGUGCAAACUUAACAGUUGAACCUAAUGGAAAUUUGAUGUUUAACAGAAUGAUCACUGCUCAGGGACCACUGGACACGUUGGGCGGGUCAUCAAUAGGGAGGAAUAUAUAUCGAGGUGAUGAUGCUAAUGGUGCUAGUAAUACCCAUAAUUCUAAGGACGAUGUCAAUAUAGAUAAUAAUACAAAUAAUAGUAGGGAUAAUGGUAAUUCAGAGAAGGAUAUUGUUGUCGGAUCAGCAUUCGAUCCAAGGACUUUACAGAAUAUUAAACAGAAAGUUGAUGGUUGGACAAAUGGUUUUCCAAACCUUACAUAA
This is a messenger RNA of Maudiozyma barnettii, 609 nucleotides long. RefSeq names its product Swm1p (gene SWM1). The record is from RefSeq and is a predicted model, not a curated record. Lineage: Eukaryota; Fungi; Ascomycota; Saccharomycetes; Saccharomycetales; Saccharomycetaceae. The coding region runs from base 1 to 609 and encodes 202 amino acids. The transcript has a single exon.